UUCGGAUAGGGACGCCAUCACUUUCAGCCAUGGAGAAGCUUUUGCUACUUAUGUGUCUACUAUAUAUGCUGGUGUGUUUGAGUACCGGUCAGCACCAUGUACACGCACCUGUCGCACCAUGGAGGCACCGGUUUCAGUGGGAGAAUAACGGGCAAGUGUAUAGUUUACUGAGCACGGGGACUCAGUACCGCUUACCCACGCAGACUAGAAGACGCACUCAGCUCUUAUUGACAACAAAAAACAACUUUAACGGACUUCACCCUCCUGCUGCGCUCAGCAGAUCCAGCAGAGUCAGAUCUGGAGAGGCAGCAGGAGGUCACUCUCCACGAAACGACCUCUUUCAAAUGGAUGCAUCUGUUCUUGGAGCUGAUGCAGGACAAUAUUUACUCGCCUCGGGACAACCCGGGACUCAAGGUCGGUCCACACUGCGCGUCACCACCAACAGAGAAGCUGCGUCUGUGGGAGACCGUGCACAACAUACAGCACCUAACGCUAGCGCCGCUGCUGCUUUUGCCACGUUCCAGGAAUUCUCCGGCAGCGGGGUCCCACGGGGAGGCCGGACCGCACCUGGAGUUGACGCCGGCGCACCACAGGCCACUGCGUCACCCGUGAGAUCUCCGAGCUUUACGCACAGCCGAAGCGAUAGGUUAAGAUCUGAGAGCUCAGAUUCAACUGCCCGGUCACCAGCCACAGGUGGAUGGGUCACUAUGUAUGAGGAUAUUGGGAAUACUCAACGUGUACCGCAGAGGACAAGAUUAGGAGACCCUCACAGUGCGCAAGGAGCGCAGUCACUGACCAGAAUCAUUCCGGAGUCCCCCACAGCCCUGUCCAGCAACGCCGUGGAGAUUCACGUUCCACGAACGGAUACGACACAGACUGAAACUAGAGACCCACAAGAUCCACACAGUAUUCAUCACAGGAACUCGGUUUUCUACAACAUUUAUCCUGCAGACCGCAGGAACAGGAUCGUGCGCCCUCCAGCAGGCUUUGGAACCAGGCUCUUUCACAAUGGCCUCCCUGACUUGGUUCCUGACCCAUACUACAUCCAGGCUGCCUCUUACAUCCAGAGAGUGCAGAUGUAUGCUCUGCGCUGUGCUGCUGAAGAGAACUGCCUGUCCAGGUCUGCGUAUCACUCGAGUGUGAGGGACCUGGACUACAGGGUGCUGCUGCGCUUCCCUCAACGGGUCAAAAACCAGGGAACAGCAGACUUUCUCCCCAUGAAGCCUCGGCAUGAGUGGGAGUGGCACAGCUGUCACCAACAUUACCACAGCAUGGAAGCAUUCAGUAACUAUGACCUGCUGGAUGUUUCCACUGAGCAGAAGGUCGCUGAGGGACACAAGGCAAGUUUCUGUCUGGAGGACACUUCCUGCGACCCAGGGACACGCAGACGCUUCGCCUGCACUGCUCACACUCAGGGACUUGGUCCUGGUUGCUAUGACACGUAUCACGCCAACAUCGACUGCCAGUGGAUCGACAUCACUGAUGUACCGCCUGGAAACUACAUACUCAAGGUGACAGUGAACCCGUCUCAGCUGGUUCAGGAGUCAGACUUCACCAACAAUGAGGUGCGAUGUGACAUCAGGUACACAGGGAGCUACGUACAGGCCAGAAACUGUAAAAUAACUGGAAGCUGACCUGGCUGGUAUUGUCCCACUGAUAUAUAAACAUAUUCUCUUCAUAUUGCUCUAAAUGUGUGGCUGCUUCUUUGUUGUGCAGCUGUUUUACACCCAAGUCUCUGCUACUAUAUAAAUUAAUCCGUUUGUAUUUAUGUUUUCUGAUUUAUAGCCAGGCUGGCUAGUUGUUAAGUUGUGUUUUGUAAGAACAUAUUGUACAUUUUUUUUUGUUUUAAAGCAAUGCAAGACUAUAAUGUUA
Molecule: messenger RNA, 1872 nt
Organism: Notolabrus celidotus (New Zealand spotty)
Lineage: Eukaryota; Metazoa; Chordata; Actinopteri; Labriformes; Labridae
Gene: loxl5a
Product: lysyl oxidase-like 5a
Exons: 7
Coding region: 30-1634 (534 amino acids)
Biological process (GO): peptidyl-lysine oxidation
Molecular function (GO): protein-lysine 6-oxidase activity; copper ion binding
Source: RefSeq, a predicted model, not a curated record